Messenger RNA from Penicillium hordei, 294 nucleotides. RefSeq lists its product as uncharacterized. Bases 1 to 294 code for a protein of 97 amino acids. NCBI's taxonomy places the organism in Eukaryota, Fungi, Ascomycota, Eurotiomycetes, Eurotiales, Aspergillaceae. The record is from RefSeq and is a predicted model, not a curated record. The transcript has a single exon.
AUGUGCGUACAAACCUAUGACAUGUGGACAAUGUGCAACUGCAUUCAUUUCGGACGAAUUGAACGUUGUGAAGAGUUCGGCAUGCCAUUUUCCCAACGAGAACGAUGUACAGGACGUGUUCUACGAGCCCUCAAUGUCGGCAUCAUUGGAAUUCCCGAAGACCGGCUUCAUCAAAAGGCUGGAAUGUGCUCAGGGUGCUCUGAGAAGUUGAAUCGAGAGAUGUGGGCGCUUCGUUGGGAAUGGACGUCUCGUCAGAGUGAAGAGUGGGCGGCGAAGCAGAAAGGUGAGAAUUAA